Messenger RNA from Pseudo-nitzschia multistriata, 5416 nucleotides. The record is from the annotation of a GenBank genome assembly. Lineage: Eukaryota; Bacillariophyta; Bacillariophyceae; Bacillariales; Bacillariaceae.
GGGUACAAGAAGUUUGAAGCAAACGAACUACUACGUGUAUCGUCUAGCAAAGUUUCAAACCUCGUACUAGGAGCGGCAGCGUUCAGUGCCUGCUCACUGAGUAGGAGUCACCGAUCAUCCUCACAAGCCUCCGUGAUGCAUUUAGACACCGAUGUAAGGGAAACCGGUAUCGAAGAGGACAGAUUGGGUCACGAUUCCACCGAAGGCCAUCAUCGCAAGACGUCCGUUCAUGAUUUCUUGGUACUUAAUCUUCUUGACCUCAUCCUCUGACUUGCCUUCCAAAUACCAAGUUCCGAUUCCGAAAUCACCGGGUUCUCGUCCAGAUCCCUGCAACAUCUCAGCUACACCAAGGUAAGAAACGAUUUCAAACAAGCCGAUGAAAACAAGGGCGUUUCCCAUAACACCAUUCUCUACCAUGACGUUGUGGGCAGCGGCGGAGCUGACUCCUUCGCCGUAUGGGUGAAUUGUGUAUCCCAAAUCGACGGUGAUGUAUCCAGUAACAGCAGCCAUGCAAAUACGGCUGUGCCUGUUGUUGAAAUUGAGCAAAUGCACGGAGAGGGGUUAGGGGUCGAGGUCGAGAACAAUCAGAAUCUUCCAAGGACGAUCUUUACUCUCUUUUUACGAAGGAUGCCAGACCCCAAAAACGCGAAUGUUCUCGUUACUCACUUCAAUUCUGCUUCUCGGAGGUAGUCCAUUGGGAAGUAGUCCGAAAUUCGAAGAGGGUCGAAUCCAAUGUCAUCACCGAUGUAUCCCUUCAGGUUCUGGGGGUAAGGCAAGAAAGGCAUGGCAGGAGACUUCUCUCCGUUCAAGGCGGUAGUGGCCUUGGAGGCCGGGGCCGGGGCAAAGGCAGCAGCAGAGCUGAGAAGAGCGGCGAGAAUGCUUACUUUCAUCAUGGUUAGAAAAUUUGUUUUCGAGUGUAAUACCAGUUGCGGGGAAAGGAAUUCUUGAGGGUGAUGGGAGAGAGAACGCAACGCAACGAACAACGGGCUCUUGCCGCGAGGUAAGUAGUUUACCGAUUGUUGAAGCAAUAGGAUCGGGGAUAUUUCGUGAACUCAUAUGCUCAUAGUAUACCAACAUACCUAUGAUAAGCUAUUCGAUUUUGGGGGAUUGAUAUGAAAAAUAUCAAAGUGUGCGAGAACUUUUUUGAAAAAGCUAUUUCAGCCCAAAAGAAGACAGAAAGGGUUUCAUAAACCCUCAUCCGUCACAUUUCAGCAUCAUGUACGGUACGAGUUAUGGUACAAAAUACCGGGCGAGGCAAAACAAGUGUUUUGACAUCACUCCAUACCGUAGGAGGACAGACCACGACACUCUAUCCGUAACCAUUCAUAAUCAUAACUCAUCAUGAAGACAUCCCUGUAAAUACAACUCGAUCUUUCGCGCCCAUCACAACAUCACUAUCAAGGGGGAAAAAAUACGAAACGAGGUUUGACAAAAACAACAGCGAAAAUUCGAUACGAUUUUGAAGAGAACAACACAAAAAAGUGCCGGCGAUUGGAUAUAAACAGGAAGAUAACAAUGGUGUCGCAGGAGCCAUCAGCAUCCAAACUGUCACCAACUAUGAGCAGCAAAACCAAAAAGAAAUCGGUGAAGCAGAGUUGUCCAUCAUUUCGUCGUGGUCAUCUACCAGGCGAAGAGGAUGUCAACCGCUUACGGUUCCUCACCAGGCCACAUGUCGAUUCCUUUAACUACUUCCUGGAAUCUGGACUUGAGAGAGGCAUUAAAGCGAUUCCAAAAGCGGAACUGGAUAUUGUGGAUUUAAAUCUACUCCGAGAAAGUCGAAAGAACAUUGAUUGGGACGAGGUCACCACUGUCAAGUUUUGGUUUGAGAGUGUCCGAAUUUCCAAACCAGCAAAACCAGCAUCAGCUGGAAGGUCCGAAGGAAAGCUCUAUCCAAAUGAGUGUCGGGAGCGGUCCUUGGUCUAUUCGGGGCAAAUCCAUGGCAAAUUUUGCUAUGAAUUAAUCCAGCGACGGAACGGUGUGGCAAAAGGGUCUGUCCCGUACAAGAUGCCGAAAACAUUCGGAGUCAUACCAAUCAUGGUAGGGAGUAGAGCCUGCCAUCUAGAGGGAAUGUCGCCCAAAGAACUAGUAGCUUUGAAGGAAGAGGUACGUAUAUCCACUUGCUUCUAUUUUAGUUGCGAUGUGUAUUUGUGGCGCAAAAAUCACUCAAUAUGUUUCCUAAAUCGGCGCACAAUUUCGACAGGAUAAUGAAGCUGGGGGUUAUUUCCUUAUCAACGGAAAUGAAAGAUGCGUUCGUAUGCUGCAAGUUCCGAGGAGAAAUCAUCCACUAGCUAUUCAACGAUCGAGCUACAAGAAAAGAGGGCCGACUUACACAGACUUGGGUGUUGCGAUUCGAUGCGGCCGACAAAAUGGAGACCAGUCCAGCAUCACAAACACACUUCACUAUCUAACCACGGGUGGAGCAACUCUCAAGUUUGUAGUUCGCAAGCAGGAAUUUUUGGUUCCAGUCAUUUUAAUUAUUCGGGCUCUGGCUGGACCUCAAUCAUCUCGAUCAGCUGAUUCAAGUACAGGUUCGGAGAUUGGUAUCACUGACGAAGAAAUUUACAGACGAGUUGUUCAAGGAAACGAAAGAAACACAUUUUUGCGAACACGCGCACAGUUACUGUUGCAAGAUGCCAGUGUCCGAUUUCCGAAAUUAAACACUCCCGAUGAAUGUUUAGCGUUCAUUGGUUCCAGGUUUCGACGUCUAUCACAAAGGGCAGAAAGCACUUCAGACGUGGAUAUUGGUCACUAUAUAAUCAGCGAAUAUAUUCUUAUCCACUGUUCAAAUUACGGGGAUAAAUUGGAGUGUCUGCUUCUCGUUCUGCGCAAACUUUAUGCGUUUGCGGCGGGCGACUGUGGAGUUGAUAACGCAGAUUCGCUUCAAAACCAGGAAUUGCUGAUGCCAGGGCAUUUGCUAUCAACGAUGGUAAAAGAAAAAUUCGAAGAGGUCCUUCAGACCAUACGGCAAGGGAUGAUGAUCGAAAUGCGCAAAGAUUUCAAGGUGUUUUCGAGGAGGAUCAAUGAAUCCGCGUUCUGGAGCAAACUUAUGGAUCGAUAUUCUAGCAAUGCAUCGGGUGGAAUUGGGAAGAGAAUUGCUACUUUUUUGUCAACAGGGAAUAUUUCUUCAGUGAGUGGGUUAGAUCAAAUGCAGCAAUCUGGUUACACAAUUGUAGCCGAGAGACUGAAUUUUUUGAGAUUCAACUCCCAUUUCCGUUCUGUCCAUCGUGGGUCAUUCUUUAUGGAGAUGAAGACAACUGCGGUGCGAAAGCUCUUGCCAGACCAAUGGGGAUUCUUGUGUCCUGUUCACACACCCGAUGGUGGGCCUUGCGGAUUAUUAAGUCACCUGUCUCUGGAAUGCAUUCCAAUGACACACCCAGAGCGUAAAUCUGGAAAAGGGUUGGUUGACUUAGAUAACCUUCUCAUAUCAUUGGGUGUCAUGCCCUGUGGUGCUGGUGGCAUAGGUGGAGAAGGUAGAAACAGCUCUCCAUACACUCAUUUUCCUGUGUGUGUCGAUGGUCGGGUAGUAGGAAGUGCAAGCCCAAGUGCGUGCAAAACAAUAGCAGCUCAUCUACGCAGCCUCAAAGUUGAGAACACACCGAAGAUCCCUCGGACGCUUGAAGUCGCUCUCAUUCCUGCUAGUGAAGCCGGAUCCCCAUAUGCCGGUUUGUUUCUUUUCACAGGAACAGCAAGAAUGGUCCGACCUGUCUUGCAGCGAUCUACAGGCAAGACAGAAUUGAUUGGACCUAUGGAACAAGCAUUCAUGGAUAUUGCAUGCUUGGACGAAGAUAUAAGAGAAGGUAUUACAACACAUCAAGAGCUAGAUCCAACAAAUAUGUUGAGUCUAAUUGCAAAUUUGACUCCUUUCUCAGACCAAAAUCAAUCACCUCGUAAUAUGUAUCAAUGUCAGAUGGGGAAACAAACAAUGGGAACACCAGCUCACUCCUUACCCUACCGUGUUGACAACAAAUUAUACCGACUACAGAAUCCCCAAGCACCAGUGGUACAGACCGCGAUCCAUGGAGAAUACAAGAUGGACGAAUAUCCAAAUGGAACAAAUGCUGUUGUGGCUGUAUUGAGUUAUACAGGUUUCGAUAUGGAGGAUUCUGUUAUCAUUAACAAAUGCUCUUAUGAACGCGGUUUCGGUCACGCUAGCGUUUACAAAACAAUCGAAGUGGAUCUUCAAGAAGAAGCAAAAAUGGCUGCACAGUCUACCACGAGGCCAAACGUAAGAUUUUCGAACAAGGUCAACCGGGAUGGGCAACUGUAUCACCCGAAGUUGGAGAUCGACGGACUUCCAGAAAUUGGGAGCUAUGUGGAGAAGGGAGACCCGCUGUACUGUGUGCUGGACGAUGUCGAAAACAGGGACAGAGUCGGAAAACACAAAGAGGCCGAGAGGGCCUAUGUUCAAUCGGUCCGAAUGUUUGGUAGUGAAAAGGGCGAUUCACAGGAAAACAAAGCAUCGAUCACUCUACGAUUCAACCGAAACCCGGUAAUUKGAGACAAGUUUUCAAGUCGCCACGGACAGAAAGGUGUACUCAGUAUUUUGUGGCCACAGCAGGACAUGCCCUUUAGUGAAAGCGGUAUAUCCCCUGAUGUCAUUAUCAAUCCCCACGCAUUUCCAAGCCGAAUGACAAUUGGAAUGCUUGUCGAAAGUAUGGCUGGUAAAGCCGGAGCUCUCCAUGGUAUUUUCCAAGAUGCAACGCCUUUUUCCUUCCACGAGUCGGGUGACCAAACAUCAGUAGAUUACUUUGGUGAACAGUUGCGGGCUGCGGGUUACAACUACUACGGUUCUGAGCCGCUCUAUAGUGGGGUUUCAGGUUGCUUGAUGCAGGCCGAUCUAUACAUUGGUGUUGUCUACUACCAACGUCUUCGUCACAUGGUUUCUGACAAGUACCAGGUUCGUGCAACUGGACCUGUUAAUCCACUCACUCGCCAGCCUAUAAAGGGGCGAAAGAAAGGAGGUGGUAUCCGUCUAGGAGAGAUGGAACGCGAUAGUCUUCUGAGUCACGGUUGCGCAUUUUUACUCCAAGAUCGUUUGCUGAACUGCAGUGACAAACACAUUGCCUAUGCAUGCAGCCGCUGUGGUGACAUGCUCAUGCCAACCACGAAACGAAGCGUCAUUUUAUCUUCUGGACAGAGCAGGGAAGAAGCAAUUAACAAGGCCAAAUUGCGUCUCAUCUGUCGACAUCCCGAUUGCAUCAAGCAUGUCAGCGACGACGGAGAUGAUGAUCACGUCGAACCAAUCAUUCUACCGUAUGUCUAUCGCUACCUUGCCAAUGAAUUGGCCGCGAUGAAUAUCAAGCUAAAAAUGGAUAUCAAAUAGGCCUAGCGGUACAUUGCUUGUGAGGCUACUCUACUCCGACUGCAGUGUGCCUUCAAAGUUCUCGGGAACAUGGAAUAUAAAUUAAAAUGUAAU